Planococcus citri (citrus mealybug) is the source of this 1436-nucleotide messenger RNA. Its product is annotated as phenoloxidase-activating factor 2-like. Lineage: Eukaryota; Metazoa; Arthropoda; Insecta; Hemiptera; Pseudococcidae. The transcript is spliced from 5 exons. Gene Ontology annotation, biological process: proteolysis. Bases 1 to 1110 code for a protein of 369 amino acids. Gene Ontology annotation, molecular function: serine-type endopeptidase activity. The record is from RefSeq and is a predicted model, not a curated record.
AUGUACGGUUACGGUUCAUUGGUAGUGCUAGCCUUGGUGCUAAUAUCGUCCAUCGGUAUUACAGUCGCAGCUACUAUUUUGAGUUCCUCUACGAUAUCGUCAUCCAGGUCAACAUCGACCAGCGCUAGAGACGUUCCAUCUCAAUCCUCGACUGAAGUGGGAUCACAUAGGUCAGUAGAAUUCAGCACUGUUGGUCCUGUUCUUACUGUCGAACAAGAAUGUGGAAUCAGAGGUGAACCUCCUAGCAAUAAUGAUACUGGCACAAAAACCGAUUAUUCAGUUUAUGGAGAAAAAUUAAUCACGUCUGUUCAUAAAGGAGGGGGAACAGUACUGGGCGAAUUUCCGUGGACAGCCGCAUUACUAAAAGUCAAAACAAAUAGUAAUUCUACUGACGAUGAUGAAAUAAUAUGCGGAGCUUCUAUAAUAUCGCCAUUUAUUAUUCUAACGGCCGCACAUUGUGUAAACAAAAUAAUUGAGAUCAAAGCGUUGAAAGUUCGUGUUGGAGGAUACAAUGUUGGUAGCCAUGAAAAUGAAACUCUUCCUCAUCAAGAUCGAACUGUAAAUGCUAUCCACAUACAUCCAAAUUAUGAUCCGAAAAGAUUAUACAAUGAUCUCGCUUUACUAAGUGUUAACAAACCAUUCGUUUACGAUUCCUACAUAAAUGGUAUUUGCGUACCACUAGUCGGCACUCCUUAUGGCGAAAAACAUUCGUACGAUCCCGAGCAAUGCUGGGAUGUCGGCUGGGAAAAGCAUACCAUUCAAGCUGGCGGAAGCCCACGACUGCUAAAGAAAGUUACAUUUAUCGUGAAUCACGACGAAUGUCAACAAAAACUUCGUGCAACGAAAUUAGGAACAAAAUUUAUACUUGAUUCUAGCUUUGUAUGCGCUAAAGAGGAUCCAUACUAUGAUACGUGCAGAUAUACCGCCGGAGGUACGCAAUUAUUUUGCAUUUCGCGAGCCAAUCACAAUAAAGUAAUCCAAGUCGGUGUCGUUUCAUGGGACAUUGGAUGUAGCCACGAAAUGCCCAGAAUGUAUGCAUCUUUAGAAGCAAACAGCGAAUGGCUUACGAAUGAAAUUAAUACUAUGUCCGCGUUUAAGACGUCUUCGUAAUCGAUUAUUUCAUGUUGCUUUUUUUUACGAAUACCUAUAUGAAUAUACCUACUUACCUACCUAAAUAUGUAUACCUAUUUUUUAUGCUUUAAUGGUGGUGUUAGUUAUUAAUGAAUAAUUCCCACAUUCAUCUAACACAGUAACACAAUAUGUUAAAGGGGAACGAUUUAGUAUCAAAAUUAAAAUUCAAGUAUCUAACUACGCCUUUCAAUUUUUAAAACGGGCAGCCUAUCUAUCUGAAGGUUUCUAUUCUACAAUCACGAUUAACAACUACUACAUAUUAUUAUAAUUAUACUUUUUUUCGAGAAAUAGAUUUUUAAAAAAUA